Neopsephotus bourkii (Bourke's parrot) is the source of this 2432-nucleotide messenger RNA. RefSeq names its product rootletin-like. NCBI's taxonomy places the organism in Eukaryota, Metazoa, Chordata, Aves, Psittaciformes, Psittacidae. The annotation marks the transcript as partial. The transcript has 16 exons. The record is from RefSeq and is a predicted model, not a curated record.
CAGGCACGGAGCCCCCAAAGGCUCCCAGCAAAGGGGCUUUGGAGCAAGGAGCCUGCAGCAAAGGGGUGCCAAGGGCUCGGCAGCCACCCAUAGGGAGCCCAUGAGCGAUCCGGAGGCUGCGGUUGAGGAGGAGAACCGCAUCCUGCAGCAGGAGCUGUCCCGUGUCGAGGACCUGCUGGCGCAGAGCCGAGCCGAGCGCGAUGAGCUGGCCAUCAAGUACAACGCCAUCAGCGAGCGGCUGGAGCAAACGCUGCGGCUGGAGACGGGCGAGCGGGAUGCAUCGGAGAGCCGGAGCCUGGCGCAGCACAACAUCGAGCUGCGGCGCCUGCUGGAGGAGGAGCAAGCUGCCUACAAGCGCAAGCUGCAGGCGUACCAGGAGGGCCAGCAGCGCCAGGCCCAGCUGGUGCAGAAGCUCCAAGCCAAGGUGCUGCAGUAUAAGAAGAAAUGCGGUGAAGUGGAGCAGCAGCUGCUGGAGAAGGCGACAGAGCUGGAGCAGGAGAGGCUGACGAGCCAGCUGGAUGUGAGCAGCGUGCAGCCAGAGGAGGAGGGCAGCAAUGAGCUGGAGAACGCCCUGAUCCGGCUGGAAGAGGAGCAGCAGAGGAGCAGCAGCCUGGUGCAGGUGAACUCGAUGCUGCGGGAGCAGCUGGAACAAGCCAACGUGGCCAACGCGGCGCUGAGCGAGGACAUCCGCAAGCUGACGGCCGACUGGGCACGGGCACGGGAUGAGCUGGAGCAGCGAGAGGCGGAGUGGAGGCGCGAGGAGGAGACCUUCAACACCUACUUCAGCAACGAGCACAGCCGGCUCCUGACCCUCUGGAGGCAGGUGGUGGCCUUCAGGAGGCACUUUGGGGAGAUGAAGGCCACCACGGAGCGGGACCUGGCGGAGCUGAGCCACGAGGCCUCUCGGGCGGGCAGGGCUGCCCACGCCGCCUGCCUGCACCUCGCUGCCAACCUGCGCCUGGCCGAGAGCCAGGCGGGAGCGGCGCGGGAGCAGCAGGAGCUGCGCCUGGGGCAGCUGCAGGAGCAGUUGGCGGCACGGGCGCGGGAUGCGGAGCUGGAGAGAGCGGGGCUCGGAGCCCGGCUGUCGGAGCAGGCGCUGGCCCUGGAGAGGCUGCGGGAAGAGAAUGCGGAGAAGGAGCGGGAGGUGGAAGCGCUGAAGCUGCAGCUGCAGAGCCUGGAGGCCGCACGUGCCCAGGAUCCAUCUCCAGCAGAGGUGGAAUCGCUGCGCUCAGAGGUGGAGCUGCUCCAACAGACCCUGCAGGACAUCACCCAGGCUGUGCUGUUGGAUGACCCUGAGCAGCCCCUGCUGUCCCCCCCGUGUCCCCCCACGUCCCCUCACCGCAGCCUCUCGCCCAGUGCCACUGCUGCUGCUGUGCACGCUGCCCUGUGCCGCCGCCAGCUCCAGCUGCAGGACGCCCGGAGCCAGGCAGAUGCCAGCCGGGAGCUGGCCGGGAGCCUGCGUCGGGAGCUGGGGGACAGUGAGAGGCGUGUGGGGACGCUGCAGCGGCAGCUGGAGCAGCUCAGUGCUGAGGCCGAGGUCCUGCGCAGGGACCGGCAGCGCGCGGAGGAGGCGCUGGCAGGGGAGCAGCAGCGCGCGGAGGCCCUGCAGCAGGAGCGGGUGCAGCUGCAGCGCCGCAGCGAGGGGCUGGAGGAUGCUCGGGACGAGGCCGCCCGUGCUGCAGAGGCUGCCCGGGGGCAGCUGGAGCGCAGCCAGCAGCAGCUGGAGGAGCUGGAUGUGCAGCGUGCAGCAGUGCAGCAGGAGCUGCUGGAGGCACGGGAGGCGCUGAGCCGGGCGGCGCUGGAGGCCGAGGUGGCGCGGGGCGAGCGGGAGGCACUGGCCGAGGCGCUGAGCAAGGCGCAGGGGAGCUGCGGGUCGCUGUCGGCAGCGCUGCGGGAGGCGCAGGCCGAGGGCUCCCGGCUGCGGGACGCGCUGGCCAAGACGAGCGAGCUGGCGGCGGGGCUGGCGCGGGACAAGGCGGAGCUGAGCCGGGGCCUGGCGCGGCUGGAGGCGGAGCGGGACAGCGGCAGCGUGCGGGAGCUGCGGCGGGAGCUGGCGCUGCUGCGGGAGCGCCUGGAGCGCGGGCAGCGCGCAGGGGCCCUGGAGCGGCUGCGCCUGCAGCGGGAGCGCAGGGCGGCGGAGGAGCAGCGCUGCGGGGGGCUGCGGAACGAGCUGCGGGCGCUGCGGGAGCAGCACAGGAGCAUGAGGCAGCACCUCGGGCAGGCGGUGCAGGAGCAGAGCGCGGCGGGGGAGGCGCUGGCGCAGGCACGGGCAGAGCAGGAGCGGCUGCGGGGGGAUCUGCAGCGGCUGAGCCGGGCCCGAGAGGGGUUGGCCAAGGAGGGCGCCAGCCUGGCCGUGCAGCUCGCUGCGGCCCAGCGCCACGGGCAGGACCGGGCCCGGGAGGCGGCCGGGCUCAGGUGGGUGCUGGGCAGGG